Molecule: messenger RNA, 2667 nt
Organism: Menidia menidia (Atlantic silverside)
Lineage: Eukaryota; Metazoa; Chordata; Actinopteri; Atheriniformes; Atherinopsidae
Source: the annotation of a GenBank genome assembly
UGCUUUUACAGCCCCGGAUAGCUACUGGGGGGCGCGUCUGCAGAAGGGAAGCGGGUUUCAAUUUCAAACCCAAAUAGUCCAAGGGACGAGUCGGUAGAUUGUGGGAGAUUGUUUUGGACUUAAUCCACCGCGCUUGGUCGCAUGAAUCAUAUUUAGAUCCAGACUGUUUAUUUAUUCGUUCCUGUGGCUAAAGUGCACUGCUCUGCAUUCACGAAAAAGUAACCCGCAGCGCCUUCGCUCCAGUUUUUUUUUUUACGUCUGGUCCAUUGGUCAUUGGGUCGACGCUUGGCUUGUUUGUCGCUGGAGGUGACCACAGCGGAUACCGCCACUGAACUGAAAUCAGCAUUGCGUUUUAAUCACACGCCUCUGUGAGAUAGCAAGCGAUUUCUAGCAGAAGCAUGCCGAGGUCCAACAGGCAAAAGGAAUACAAGCCUGGAGAUCUGGUGUUCGCCAAAAUGAAGGGCUAUCCACACUGGCCUGCGAGGAUUGAUGAGUUACCUGAAGGAGCCGUGAAGUCGCCAUCUAACAAGUACCAAGUGUUCUUUUUUGGGACUCAUGAAACGGCAUUUCUCGGAGCCAAGGAUUUGUUCCCGUAUGAUGAAUGCAAGGAGAAGUUUGGAAAAGCCAACAAGAGGAAAGGCUUUGCUGAGGGGCUCUGGGAGAUCGAGAACAAUCCCACUGUCACACAUGAAGGCUAUGAGUCAUCAAAGAAGGACAACUCGUCACAAGGAGCCGGGGACACAGGCAGCUCAGAGAAAGCAGAGGCUGAGGGCAGCAGUGACGAGGAUGAAGGGACACUGGUCAUCGACGAGAAGAACGAGAAGGGAGCAACUAAACGAAAAGCAGAGGAGUCCACAGAUGCAUCUCCCAAGCGGCCAAAGGAUACAGAGGCAGAAGGUGACAGCAACAAAUCAAACACAGAGGCAGUGAUUAAUGAUGUGGCUGGACCCAAGGCAACAGCCCCCUCCUCGCAGAGCGAAGCCAAACCAGAGGCCCAGGAUAAUGCUGCCGUAGAGGGCCAGCUAACAGAAGAUAAGCCUGUGACAGACAGUGCUUAACAUCGACUCAGAAGAAAAGCUAGAACCUUCAAUGCUUCUCUCUGGAAUUCAAGCAUCAACAUAAUUACCCACAGAUGCAGAUUUCCGCUGUUUAAUUAUUAGGAGAACUUAGAAGAAGAAAAAAAAACUACACGUUUGUAUUUAGAAACAAACAAACCAACAUUUGCCAUUUUUGGGAUAUCAUAUAUCCCAGAAACGAACCAUUUGCUAAUCUGACUUCCAACAAUUGAACUGAGCACUUUCAGGCUCACGUGUAAAUGGGAUUUUGGUGUAUAUAUAUUUUUUAUUUCUAAGUGCAAUUACAUAAUUACAAAGACUGAAUGCUAGGUGUCAAAACAUUUUUCAGUUAGAGGGAAUAAAUAAACUGAAUACUAUAUAAAAAUAAUAGAACAUUUAAAUUGAAAUUUGACAGAUUCUUCCAUUUGAUGGUUUUAAAACAUAAAUAUUGUACAGAGAAAAAACAUUUUCACCCAUGCUCUCAACAGUAGUUCAUAAAUUAACUUCCACCCUAGUUGGUAUCACCUAGCUUCACCUCACUUAGUCCAUUAUUCAGUCAGCUGAUGUGUGACGAGUUGUACAUUGCCUUUUCUUGUUUGUUUUUUUUCCUCCAUUUUCAUUAUCUUCAAUUGUAGGUUUCUUCUGACAUUUUUAUGCAACACUGGUUUUGUUGCUUCGUGUGUUUGCUUCAUUCAAAAUGCUUGAUUCAGUAAUUUCCCUGCACGACAUGGGUUGACUUCUAAGCUUUUCAACGUACUGAGUAUAAAAACCCCAUCUUAAAGGACUGUUGCACCUGUUACUUUGCAGUUUCUCUCGCAGGAAACUGCCCCCUAAGUCUUCAGAGAAACGAUGAACAUAGUCGACAGCAGAAAGACAUUCCCGAAGGUUUUCUCAGCUUGGUCUUGAAGCAGUGGUGAUUCCUGGCUAAAUCUCUCAAAACCAUCACCUCAGCUCUUGUUUGUUGCCGUUAUUUCACAUUUAGCUCUCAGUAGUGCCGCCGUAGCUUUAGACUGAAGACGUUUUUUGUCAAGAACACUUAGAAAUGUGUUGUAUGAGAUGUUUCUUUUUCAGCUCAGAAAUGUAUCACUGAAAUUAUUCAUGCUAACAUGAUUUGCACAGUGUAAUUUUUUAAAAAGAAAUUGAAGAAAAAUCUGUGUCCGUUAAAAGAUUGAAUCAUCUGUAAAAUGGCUUUAAUUAUUUUUGGUUUUCCCAACCUUGUUAACUGGAAUUUGAGUCUGUUUUACUACAGUGGUCUUAUUGUUUGACUGUGAAACAAAGUUGUGGAUAUCAUUGUUCUCUCAUUGCUUUGGUGUUCUUUCAUGUAUGUGGCAGUGUUAUCAAGUCGUUAAAGUAAGGGAAAGCUCAUCUCUCCGGAAAAAAAAAUUAUUAAAAAAAUGUAAAAACCAAGUGUGAUAAGAUGGCUCACCUCAGAAAAUGUUUAAAGCGCCACUUGAAAUCUGAAGUUUAUUCCAAGUGUUUAAUUUAGUAUUCCAGUGUAAUUUUUGGUUUAGCUCUCUGUUCCUUUUGGACGCUGUCAUUCAUCUUAAUCUGCUGCUUAGUUUACCAUUGUAGUUGCCAGUCGAUUUAAUAAACAUGUUGAUUACAAAAAGAG